AUGCAUCCCGGAGCUCUGCCCUUCGUACCCGGAGGCGCUGUGCCGCCUUCCGCGGGGAUGGCCGGACUCGUUGCGCCAGGCGUCGGGAGUUUCCCCCGGCCUGCAAUGCCUGGAGCUCCGCCGCUGGUGCAUCUCUUCGGCGUCCCCCAUCUUCCACCACCCGGCGCUGCACCCGCGGCGUUCCGUCCAGGCCGUCCUGGUCUGUUGCCAUGCCCUGGAAGGCUCGCGUCGUCUUCCUUCUUCCAUCCGCCAGGCUCUCACGCGCUCGCGGCGACGUCGCAGGAGAGAGGCUCGAUGGCCGCGAACGAGAAGGCCGACGAAAGCAGCAAGCCUGUCACAGUCUACGUAGGAAACAUCAACCGCCAUGUCGACAACGACUUCCUGCGUCUCCUUCUCGCCGAGUGCGGCCGCGUCAUCAGAUGGAAUCGCCAGGCGGAUCCGACAACCGGCCAGCUCGCCGCGUUUGGCUUCUGCGAUUUCCAGGACGCCGUGGGGGCUCUCAACGCCCUCGAAGUUCUUCCAGAUCUCGUUAUCGGCGGAAAAGCUCUCAAGGUUAACUGCAACGAGAAAGUGAGGGCAGAAGUGAACCGCGUUAAGGAGGACAGAGUUCUCUCCACCUUGCACACGUUUCGCGAUAAGAAGCGAGAAGACGUGGAGAAGGAAAUCGAGGAGGAGACAGCGCGUCUCCGCAGUGCCGUUCUGGAGGUCGUCAAACGCAAAGAGUCCCAAAUUCCGCCGGACGACGCAGAAGAGGAGGCGAAGCCCCCGCGGAAGGAGGAGAGCAAGAGACGCAGCUCUCGCCAUGGCGGGAGAGAAGAAAAGGAAGGAAAGGAGAAAGGUCUUUCUGGCAGCGACGCAGGCUCGGAGUCUCGUACUUCUUCUCAUCGCUCUUCGUCCGCGAAGGACCUCUCGUCUUCUUCUUCCUCUUCUUCCUCCUCCUCUUCUUCCUCUUCUUCCUCUUCGUCUUCUUCCUCUUCUUCUUCCUCUUCUUCUUCUUUGGGAGAGGCGGCGCCGUUGCCCGCCAGUGCGCCACCGGGUCUUCCCUCGCAGGACGAAACUCCGUCUGCCGCGAGCGUCGUCGCUGCCGCGGGAGGCUUGGGGACGUUUGCUGGUCUGUCUGCGUUGAAAGCAAUGAAUCCGGAACUCGCCGAAGCUGCUUCCUCUUGCUCUGUCUAUCGCGUCGGACCCGACGGCGUAGACCGACGAAGAUACAUCACGGAAGACUACCGCCCUUGCCGCCGCGAACUGGAGAGGCUUCACCACCUGGAGCGCCGCGACUCCGAAUUCGAGAAAGAAUUUCGGCGCCGCGAAUUGGAGUGGAUCACUCGCGAGGAGGAUUUCAAGCAGAACAAAGAAAAAGAAGUUGCCUUGGAGCAGGAGAUUCGCGACGACGAUCGACAGCACUUGAUUAACCAAGACCUGCGCGGCGUGUGGUGGGAAGGCCUGCAAGAGCCUCGCCGACGUCAGGAGCGCAAACGCAGAAGAAGACGCGAGGCAGAAGACGACGCUGCGGACCGAGACGAAGAAGAAAAGGAACUGCGAGAGGAAGCGAAGCGACGCCGAGAGGAUCGCAGCCGAGCAAGCGCCCGGCAAGAAGGUGAAGGCGACGCACCGGCCGCCAGCGUCGAACAGGGGAGAGACGCGCGAGAAAGAUCCCAACGCUGCGCUGCUCCGUCUUCUCCUUCUCUCCGGCACCGCGACGCUCGAAAGCAGAAGGAGCAGACGCCUUCUUUUCUGGACGAGGAGACUGCUGCUGCGAGACACGAGAAGUCACGGGAGACUCGGAAGGAAGAGACAAGCCGCAGCGACAGAGACGCGCGUCGAGUGAAAACGGAGUUGAAGACGAGCGCGGCGCAGACGCCCUCGCAGGAGCUACGCGCCUUCUUCGGAGAUGACGAAGAAGGCUUCGACGACAGGCGUCGCCACAAGCCUCUGACGAAGCUGGAUGAGCACCGUGAUGUGACGAACAAAAUGCAGAAGGCGCAGGAAACUCUCAAAGUCAUUGAACAGUCCAAGAAACUCCUCGCGUCCGUUCCGACUGAGAAGGAGAAAUUGUUUGUCUACGACAUCGACUGGAGUCUCCUCAUUUCAAAGAACAUUUUGGACCUGAAGCUCCGACCCUGGGUGAGGAAGAAGGUCUGCGAAUUCAUGGGGGCAGAAGAAAGUCUCGUUCUGGAGGUGAUCGACUACAUCGUGAAGCGCGUUUCGGACCGUCCGCCGGCCGAGGAGCUCCUCGGCGAACUGGCCAAGUUCCUCGACGAAGAGGCCGAAGGCUUCGUCAGAAAUAUGUGGAGGCUACUCAUCUACGAGCAGCUCAAGCUGAAGGAGUGCUCUGAGUAGAAGAAGAAGCGGCGAGUCAGCGGACCCAGGGAGGUUGAGAGUGAGGCCAAGUCCGGAACAAGGCCCCCAGACGAGACGAGGAGGUCGAAAAGGGGAAGAGGAAGAAGAAGAAGAAGGAAAAAACAGGAGAAGAACAGGAGAAAAAGAAGACACAGGGGGAGACCAAGCGGAAAGGUGGAGAACCAGAAGAGAACGGGAGCCCGGAGCCACAGAUGCAGAGAGUUGGAGAGGCUUGUUUUUUCUGGGGGUUGUACAGGGUGAAACGAUCUUUGUGUCUUGAAGCAGACGCGGAUCGCAGCUCGGUCGUGGUGCGAUUCCUCGCGUUUUUAUCCACGUUUCUUCGCAGAAGGAUGGACGCAUGAGGCUUCUUUUUGUCGAAAGUUCCUGCUCUCUGAAAAGGCAUCUGUUGCUGUUCUGGGACUUCUACGCCGAAGCAAGAAAGCCUUUCUUCUCUUCCCCGGUGUUCUGCUCCGUCGACAUGGCCUCAGCCAGAACAAAGGAAACAAUCUGAGAGCAACUU
This is a messenger RNA of Toxoplasma gondii ME49, 2860 nucleotides long. Its product is annotated as PWI domain-containing protein. NCBI's taxonomy places the organism in Eukaryota, Apicomplexa, Conoidasida, Eucoccidiorida, Sarcocystidae. Gene Ontology annotation, molecular function: RNA binding. The transcript is spliced from 16 exons. Gene Ontology annotation, biological process: mRNA processing. The record is from RefSeq and is a predicted model, not a curated record. The coding region runs from base 1 to 2340 and encodes 779 amino acids.